AUCAAGCUCAUCAGCACCGUCUCUGUCAGCUCAGUCUUUGCUGAAUCGAACCUAGCUGUUAUUAUUCCUUCCCAACAAGGUGGCAGCUCACCUCCCUCCCCUCGCCUUAACUCCCGUCUCUCUCUCCCUCCCUCUCUCCAGCCUAGCGUUUUCUUGCUCCGUAAAGCUGAAAACUGCUCCAGGUCCAAGAAAAAAGCCACCUUUAUCUCCCCCCUUUCCUUGCCGGCUCGCUCCGGACGGCGGUGACGGUGGUGGGCUCUGCCUCUUCUUGAGGCGCUUCUCCGGAGCAUUUGCUGGCCCGGCUCGGGGCUGCUCGGACCCCGGAGGCUGUGGGAGCGGUUGGCGGCGGAGGGGCGUCGAUCUCGGCCGGAUCUCGGCGAAUGCCCGCCGCGGGGCGCUCCGGUGGACCGGGGCAGGUCAACAUUAUGACGGGGAGGAGGAAGCUGCAUGUGGUGACUUUGGCGAUCUUGUGUUUCUGGUCAUCUGCUGGGGUCUGCAAAGCACAAACAGUGGAUUUCAAGCCUGCCGACAGCUACCUGGUUGACUGUGGGUCUGCCAAGGGCACCACGGUUCUCGGGAGGAACUUCGCUGCCGAUGGGGCAUCUCCGGUGACCGUGUCCACCUCCCAAGAUAUCCUUGCCGGCACCUCGGCCAACGGGGUGUCUUCGUUCGACAACCCGGUGCUUUACCAGACCGCCCGCAUCUUCACGAGCCCGUCAUCCUAUACUUUUCCUAUCCAGAAGCAGGGGCGGCAUUUUGUUCGUCUCUACUUCUACCCCUUCAUCUACCAGACUUAUGAUCUCUCCACCGCCAAGUUCACCGUGUCGACCCAAGAUGUGCUCCUGCUCAGCGAUUUCCAGCAGCCGGACAAGACGGCCCCUCUGUUCAAGGAAUACUCUUUGAACAUCACCCGUGACCAGCUUGUCAUUUCCUUCAAGCCGUCAAACGGAAUUGCAUUCAUCAACGCAAUUGAGGUGGUUUCUGUUCCAGAUGAUCUCAUAGCCGAUGUAGCCAAUAUGGUCAACCCUGUGCAGCAGUACAGCGGUUUGACUACACAGUCACUGGAGACGGUGUAUCGUGUCAACAUGGGUGGUCCGAAGGUCUUCCCAAGCAAUGACACCCUCUCGAGGACUUGGCAGAAGGAUCAGAAGUACAUACUGAACCCCAGUGUGACCAAAACUGCUCAAUAUGGCAAGGCUAUCAACUACAGGAAUGGCGGGGCAACUCCACUGACGGCCCCAGAUAUUGUGUACAGUACAGCUACGGAAUUGGCUGCUUCAAACACAUCCAACGCACUUUUCAACAUGACAUGGCAGUUUGAUGUGGAUGCAGGCUUUAGCUAUCUGAUAAGAUUUCACUUCUGUGAUAUAGUCAGCAAGGCAUUGAACCAGCUCUACUUCAAUGCAUAUGUGGGAGGCUUCUUUGCACAGCAUGAUCUUGAUCUCUCAGAGCAAUCAGUGAAUCAACUGGCUACAGCUAUCUAUGUUGAUGUGGUUCUUUCUUCCAAUGAUGCAUCUAGCAAGCUCAGCAUCAGUAUUGGUCCAUCCACUUUGAACAAUGCAUUGCCUGAUGGGAUUCUGAAUGGCCUUGAGAUUAUGAAGAUGGGCAGUGGCUCUGGUUCUGCUUUCACUGUUGGGAAUAAUGGUUCAAACAAAAAGUUGCCCAUAAUUAUUGGCUCAGUCCUUGGGGUUGUUGGGCUUCUGAUAAUCAUCCUUGUCGUGGUACUGCUUUGCCGGAGGAAGAAGACCGAUGACAAGCAGCACUCCAAGACCUGGAUGCCUUUCUCUAUCAAUGGGCUCACGUCUCUCAGUACAGGAAGUAGAACUUCUUAUGGUACUACACUAACAUCAGGCCUGAAUGGAAGCUAUGGAUAUCGCUUCGCCUUCAAUGUGCUCCAAGAAGCAACAAACAAUUUUGAUGAGAACUGGGUCAUUGGAGUCGGAGGUUUUGGGAAAGUCUACAAGGGAGCGUUGAGGGAUGACACAAAGGUUGCUGUGAAGCGAGGAAACCCCAAGUCUCAGCAAGGUCUCAACGAGUUCCGGACCGAGAUCGAACUCCUUUCACGUCUGCGUCACCGUCACCUGGUGUCUCUGAUUGGGUACUGUGAUGAAAGGAAUGAGAUGAUCUUGGUCUACGAGUACAUGGAGAACGGGACCGUCAAGAGCCACCUAUAUGGUUCAGACAACCCCUCACUCAACUGGAAGCAGCGCCUGGAGAUCUGCAUUGGAGCAGCAAGGGGGCUACACUAUCUUCACACUGGUUCUGCAAAGGCCAUUAUCCACCGUGAUGUCAAGUCUGCAAACAUCUUGCUUGAUGAGAAUCUCCUUGCCAAAGUCGCUGACUUUGGGCUGUCAAAGACUGGGCCCGAGCUGGAUCAAACUCAUGUCAGCACUGCAGUGAAGGGUAGCUUUGGGUACCUUGACCCUGAAUACUUUCGGAGACAGCAGCUGACUGAGAAGUCAGAUGUCUACUCCUUCGGCGUUGUCAUGCUGGAGGUGCUCUGCGCGAGGCCGGUGAUUGACCCUUCGCUCCCAAGGGAAAUGGUGAACUUGGCAGAGUGGGGAAUGAAGUGGCAGAAGAGAGGGGAGCUGCAUCAGAUCGUUGACCAGAAGCUUUCCGGCGCGAUCAGGCCGGACUCUCUAAGGAAGUUCGGCGAGACGGUGGAGAAGUGCCUGGCGGACUACGGCGUGGAGCGGCCGUCGAUGGGGGACGUGCUCUGGAACUUGGAGUAUGUCCUGCAGCUCCAGGACGCGGAUUCUUCGACCGUGUCGGACGUGAACAGCAUGAACCGGAUCGUCGACCUGUCGUCGCAGGUUCAGCACGUCGGUGCCAUGGAGAGCAUCAGCGUGACGAUGGCGGAGGACGGAGCUUCGCACGAGCCUGACCACGACCUCUCCGACGUGUCGAUGAGCAGGGUUUUCUCUCAGCUGAUCAAAGCCGAGGGGAGGUGAAAACGCGCCUGAUGAUCUGUAGGGUACCGUUAGGGGUGUGAGCAAGCCUUGGAUUUUUUUUCUUUUCUUGUUGAAGUUUACCUGAAACGUGUCACGUGUAAUUGGUUGUUUCAUCCCUUGUAAUUGUGUACUGAACUACGGUUUCGAUUUCUGAUGGCCUUACCCAGUUCUGUGGGCACACGAUUUAGCAGAUAUAGGCAUCUUCUUGUAUGGAAUCUACUGUAUUUGGCUGUGGCCAUAUUUAUGUACCGAUGAUGAUGAUCCGGCUAAACGCUGGAUUUUGGAGCC
Molecule: messenger RNA, 3239 nt
Organism: Hordeum vulgare subsp. vulgare (domesticated barley)
Lineage: Eukaryota; Viridiplantae; Streptophyta; Magnoliopsida; Poales; Poaceae
Product: receptor-like protein kinase HERK 1
Exons: 2
Coding region: 381-2951 (856 amino acids)
Biological process (GO): protein autophosphorylation
Cellular component (GO): plasma membrane; plasmodesma
Molecular function (GO): ATP binding; transmembrane receptor protein tyrosine kinase activity
Source: RefSeq, a predicted model, not a curated record